UGCCACGACGAGUAUCUUCCUUCUGACAAUUUUGAGAGGACUCUAGCAAGCAGUAUGCCAUUCCUCUCAUUCCAGACUCUCUUUUCUUCAGGUCUCCCAUCUCCCAAUCCACAGACCCGCAAGCCGCCCCGCGCUUUGAAGACUCUCCAGCAUCCCUCCGCAUUCGCCUAAAAAGCUAGGGCGUCUUCUCCGCAAAGACAGCCAUGUCCUUCCCCGGGCUCGGUCGACAUCUACCAUGUUUGGAACUCUGUUUUCUCUCCCAUUCGUCCAGCGCCAGCCCGGCAAUCUGAACUAACCCUUUGACUUGCCUGAGAAAGGCAAACUUUACUCCGUCACCAGGACGCCGCGAUCCGUGCCUUGACCCAAAGAAGCGGACACGAAUCUGCCUUAACUAGAUGAAGCAACUCCAGAGCCGAAGGUAGGUCUUUUUGAUCCAGGGAAGCUUUUCUCAUGCAAAGAGCACUCGAGCAUUCCAGAGCUAUAAACACCAUGAGCUUCUGUCUAUGCCAUGAUGCAACAGUCUUGUCUGUCCUCGAAGUCCUCGCAUUCGGGCAUCCCCUUCUGCCCGCCAGCCGUUGUCAUUUUGUUACUUGGACUAUAAACCAUACUUUGGUGUGAUCUCAUCUCUGGACCUCCUUUUGUGCAAUUGAAGGGCGCACACCUCAGACCUUUGAGCUUCCAAAAUGCGCCUCUUCUCACUCAUCGCCGCGGGCAUCAUGUUGCAUUGGCGACUGGCGACCUCGCAAGAGCUAUCGGAUAUCCCUGUGUGCGCUCAACAAUGCAUCGUUACCGCCAUCACCGACACAAGCUGUACCGUCACAGACGCGCAUUGUAUCUGUGCCAAAGACUCCUUCACCACUCAAGUGGCAGGCUGCAUUCCGAGUGCCUGCAGUGCUUCGGACCAGGAAGCUACCCUCACCUUCAUCCAGAAAUACUGCGCCAAAGUCGGCGUCACCGUGACACUACCCUCGUCGAGUGAAUCUGCUUCUGCUUCUGCCUCGGCCUCAUCCAGCACAGCCAGUACAGGUGAUAGCGGUUCAUCUUCGUCUGGCUCUGCGGCUGCAUCUGCAACAUCAUCAGGCUCCGCGGCUUCCGGCAGCAGCAGCAGCAGCGGCUCGGCUUCUGCGGCCGUUUCCCCCGCGACAUCAUCUGCGGCCGCCGCGGCGCCUGCCAGAGUGUCGGGCCAAGAAUGGGCUGGCCUGAUGGGCAUGUUGGGCCUCGGAGUGGCAGCCGUACUGUAGUAGAUGGAAUAGUGGUGCUACCACAGAGAGUAGCUUGGUCUAAAUCCCCAAGCCACUGAGCAAUGUACAUAGGAUGCGAAUUAAACAUCUAGGAAUCCACACCCUGCAAUGAAAGGUCCAGUCCUCAGCUGUUGAGCCCCGCUGGAGGCAGAGGGUCGGGCCGUUGCGGCUGAUCCAUCAGCAUUCAUAAC
This is a messenger RNA of Exophiala dermatitidis NIH/UT8656, 1432 nucleotides long. RefSeq lists its product as uncharacterized. The coding region runs from base 684 to 1241 and encodes 185 amino acids. The record is from RefSeq and is a predicted model, not a curated record. The transcript has 3 exons. NCBI's taxonomy places the organism in Eukaryota, Fungi, Ascomycota, Eurotiomycetes, Chaetothyriales, Herpotrichiellaceae.